ACAUGCAACUGAGUGUGCAGUGCUAAUCCACCUGAAAUCUAUUCAGAUUCAAAUUCCAGUUUCCUUUAGUGCGAUUUCAUGUGUAAUGUACAUGUUUGGGUGGGGUGAGGAAAAAAAAUUGACAAAAAUUCCUUUUACAGUAUGUUCUUUGGAGUUUGGACCAGCAUGGAACUUUUGGUCUGAAGUUGUCUUGCAUGAUUCUCUGGUGGAUGGCACGUUUGCAGUGAACUUUGACCAUGUUAUAUCUCCCACAAAGUGUUUGUUUUGAUAUUUUGUUUACCUCUGGCUUUGCUCAUGCUCCCUCCACAGUGGAGGCUAAGGCUGAUGGAUGGAUCUAUAAAUACAUUGUAUGCUACAUAUGUCUCCUUGCUUGCGAUUUAAUUGACUCUGACCUAUAGACGGGUGCUCAACGGACUUGUUCCCACACAUCAAAGGCCGGUAUUGGAAUGUCAGAAAUAGUUUGAGUGCUGAAGAGCUUCAGAGACUUCACCAAUGGUGCCCUACAUGAUCAGUUGUACUGUUAUUUAGUUGUAAUGAUUUGUACAGCGUUACAUGCAUUAGGAAUAUUAGGAUUCAUUUCAUAAACAUUCUCAAGGUUUGUGUUAUCACUGGACAUUUUCGUGUGGUACUGUUUAUAUGAAUGUAAGAGGACAUGGAGGCGACAAAUGUUCCAAACGAUGAAAGUUCAUACCAGAGGUCUGGUAGCUAUGACAAGGUGAGACGUUUAGUGAAGGAGGAAGGGAGGAUGGCUCGUAACUUGGUCACAUGGAAUGUGCCUGUAGACAGUGAUGACAGUGACGACGAUGAAUCAAAGCAGAGAAGGAAUAGUAAGCAGCACCCUCUUGUGAUGGGGAAAGCUCGGAAGAAGUCUCAGUCGAUGCCGUCGCUAGACUCAGCUAGAUAUCAGAAGUCUAGCAGUGGAGAUACACAGGAGAAGGGAAGCCUCACACCCGGCCGCAAGAAGGUCAUUGCGAAGAAAGUAGACCUCAGGGCCCGAUACUGGGCAUUUCUCUUUGACAACCUCCAGAGGGCGGUAGAUGAAAUCUACCAGACAUGUGAGGUGGAUGAGAGUAUCGUAGAAUGCAAGGAAGUGAUCAUGAUCCUGAAGAGUGCUACACAGGAUUUCGAAUCCCUCAUCAAGAGGAUUACCGUUCAGAAAGAUUUUGAGAAUGCCGACGCCGAAAACAGACCGACUUCCAUCGUAUGGGAGGUUAGGAAGUCAUCUUCAUCCCCAUCGAAGCACAGAUCACCCAGCUGGCCUGCCGAGGCUCGGCUUCAUACACCUCGACGGCCUACGUCAUUGGCAUGGGAGGUGCGUAAGACAUCGCCCGGACACACCCUAGGUAGCCCCACCCCCGAUGGGUACAGGAGCACCCCCAGUCCUGUCAACAGGUCAUUGAACUUUGGGACAACAGUUGCACAAGGCUCUGGAAAAGCAAGCCCUGUUCCAGUGGCCCCCAUGGGUACAAGUUGGGCAGACAGAGUGAAGGGUAAGAAGCCCAUCAGACCGGUCCCUCAGUCUCCUAUCAAAGAAGAACCGGCCAAGCAAACUCCACCGCCUCCUGCUGUCCCGUCUGCAGAUGCCCAGAACGACACGAGAGUACCCAGUGUAGAUGGGACCCACAGUGAAGAUGCUGAUGAUGAAGGCUGGGAGACGGUCCAACGCAGCAAGCAGAACCGCUCCCGCCCCACCUCGGCCAAGCACUCCACAACGUCCUCAAACAACAACAGUCGUCACCACCCCACCGGCAACAACUCCAUGCAAUCAAGCACCAACCGAGCCCCGGCGCCUCCCAGUUCUUACUCGGUUCAGACUAGUACCACAACGGUGUCCAACAAACCCCCACUCCCUGCCGAGUCUAAACCGAGGGAGAGAGCUGAUAGUGAGAAAGAAAACAGACCAGACCAUGUUGAACAGCGGAAUACUGCAAGCGGUGGAGGAUCUGUCAAUCGACAGUUGAUGCAGGAGACACAGAAUGUUGCACCCGCUGUAAGGUCAUUGGACAUCAAGGAAGAGGAUCCCUGCAUCAUCAGGGCCUCAACGCGCAAAGCAAUAGAUUCUUCCUCUGAUGAAGAGCAAGGAGAUGAUGACAAUGAAGAGGUAUUAGCCACAAAACUUGAUGAUGUUGAGAACGGGAGCACUGAUUUGGAUGAGGAAGAUACACUGACCAACGAGCUGGCGAAAUGUCAGGAAGAGGCACUUGCUCGGGCAAUCGCUGAGGAAGAGAGUCUUAAUAAAGAGAUUCAGGAGGAGGAACAGACAGAGAUAGUGGUGGAAACUGAUGAUGCAGAGAGUGACCUAGGGAACACAUUGAGCUCAUUGGAGUGUUCACAGCAAGCUGUUGAUUGGGCCGAUAUGGCAUUGGAUUUUGAGAAGCGAGAGAGCGAGGGCGCUUCUUGGAACGAGUUAGUGAAUAUCGCAGAGAACGUGGAAUCGGCCAGGACGCCAGGAUACGCUCUUCAUAUGCAUGAGAAACUCUCCUCACCAUCAAGGAAAAGGACGAGAGAAGAAUCCCAGAAGCGUCACGAGGAAAGACAGAGCCGAGCCCAGAGCAAACGGGAACAGCUUGCAGAAGCCAAGUCUAACAGACUUACAUCACUGCAUGAAAAGGUUGAAGAGGUGGUGGAAUGGAAAGAUGAACUGAUAAGGCAGAAGAAGAAACUCCUCGAAGAGAAGCAGAAGAGAGCCGAAGAUAAGAGGCUGAUGCAGCUACAAGCCGUCAUCAGGAAGGCACAGGAUGAAGAAGCAAAGGCCAAUGAGAUAGCGUUCAUCAAUUCCUUGGAGGCGCAGAACAAGAAGCAUGACAUCAUGGCAAGGCAUCAAGGUCAUGAGGCUCGUUACCAUGACAUAUUAGAGGAGAGACAGAGGAAGAACGAAGAGAAGGCGGCUAAAGAGGAAGCCGUACAGGAGAGAAGAAAGGCACUCGAGGAUGAGAGAAUAGCACGGUUGGAGGCGAUGAAGAAGUAUCGACGUGAGCAGGAGGAGAAGAUGAAUGCAUUGAAGGAGCAGAGAGAACAAGCCAGGGAGAAUACACUCAAAGAAAAGGCAAAGGAGCGAGAGCAGCGUCUGUCGGCACUCACAGCUGCUCAAAGUGCCAAAGAGGAGGAGAUUCAGAAGAAAAUACAACAAAAGCAUGACGAGAGCCAGAAGCGUCACAGUCAACAGAUUGAACAGAAAAGAGAAAGGGCCAUUGAACUGAGUACCCUGAGGCAUUACCGUACCAGCGACUCUGCCCCGAAACAGAAACCCUAUGAAAAGAAAAAGAUGUGCAACUUGUGCAAUGUAUUGAUCCCGUCAGAGGUGUACCUCAUGAGCCAUCUUCGAGGAAAGAAACACCGAGAGAAAGUAGCAGAAAAACACAAAGCAGCUAGCAUCAGUGAAGAAGAAUUGGAAAACUACUCAGUGAAACUCGUUGUGGAGGCUCCUGGAGACCAGUCCCACCCUGAGAUUGUAGCCGAGAGGGAGAGACAGAAAGCUAGUAGGAAGAGGGCCAGGAAGCUAAGGCAAAGAAUGGCUAGCAAAGGCAAGGAGUAUGAGAACAAUUUGCCAUCAAAGACACAAGGACAGGAUUCACACCACAAAGCAAAGUUACAGAAGCUUCUAAAGGACCUGAACAAGUACCUUCAAGCUCAAGACUCAUCAGGUCCGUGGGAACAGAGCAAGGUCUCUGCCAUGGAAAGGGCACUAGGAGAGGUGAAUCGCAUCCUAGAUAAAAAGGAACAAACUGAUCAAAUCAUGUUUAGAGCGCACGGUGGGUUGUCUGUCCUCACCAGGGUGCUGAUGCUGAUAGAUAGCGCAUCAAGUGAUAAGCCAGCAGUUGUACCAAAGAAGACGCUGUGCUCUUCUGCCGAGGUAUUCCGCCUUGCAUGCAGGAACAACUUUGAUAACUGCCAAUAUACCAUGUACAGUGGCAAGAUGGCUCCUCUUAUAGACCUACUCAUGCAUCAGUUAUCAAUUCUUAUACCAGACACAGAAGAUGGCCUGCACGGCCAUCCUUGGGGUCCAGACUCCCUCAAACCACCCCACGACAGCGUGGCGGGCAGUCUCAUGCUUCUACUCACCAGUAUACUCAAUGUCCUGGUCAAGCAUCGGCCGCAGUCUCCUUCCUCGCCCGACGGCAAGCUCCCAUCUUCGGCCAAGAAGAAACAGAAGGACACAUUUGACCAGUGGGGCAUGGAUGUGGUUAGUUACUUGGUAAGCUGUGGUGUUCUUGAUAAACUGACAGUGUACUUCAACAAUGUCCGCAAUCCUAUUGAUCAGGAACCUCAGAUAGCUGAAUUCCUUCAACAUGCCAUGGGUCUACUGGGAGCCAUGACUCGAUUCAUAUCUACUACUUCCAACAGGUCAGCCGAGGGUAUCUUUGGUCCCAAGAAGGAUGACCCCACCCAGCUGGUAGCCACAUUCCAGGUGACCGGUCUUGGGGGUAUUGUAUCCCUCCUCUACGGCAUCCUCCUCCACGGUGGUGCCCCCUCCCGUGACAGUAGCAUGACCCCGCCCGAGAUACCUGAACACACCCUCAGCGUCGUCAAUGCUGGUAUCAAGAUGCUGAGUAGUAUAGCCACCCUAGAUCUCAACGUUCUACAAACUGCCCUAGGAGCAGAGGGAACAUCCCUUGAGUUCCGUCACAUAGCAACCUAUCUGAUGUGGUACUGCAGUCACUUCACCGCCAACGAGGAUCUACUUCAUGAGGUUAUUCUCAUCGUGGGCUACAUCACUGUGCUCAACCUAGAUAAUCAGAUCCUUGUUCAAACAGGCAACACCCCAACGCUUCUCCAGCAGCUGUGCAGUCUACCAUUCCAAUAUUUCAGUGACCCACGUCUUAUCAACGUCCUCUUCCCCACCCUCAUCUCGUGUUGCUAUGACAACGCCGAGAACAAGAAGAUCCUUCAGCAAGAAAUGAGCUGCUCACUGCUCAUGUUGUUUUUGGAGGAACGUCAGAGAGACAAAAGCAAAGGGACAUUACCCUCAGUUACCAAGGCUAGAGUGCAUGAUGCUAGUGAGAAGGAUCCCUCCAGUCAUGACCUAGGUAGAGUCUUGUAUUGAGCUUGCAGUGCAUCCACACUAAUUUGUUUUGAAUUUUUUGUUAUUUCUCUCACUCAGUUUUAUUUAUAUAGACUUUUGGUUCCUCAAAUUCUAUUUUCUCAGUUCUAAUUUGUUCACACUGCCUUGCUCAACUUUGUAAUGUAUUUCUUCCACUGGAAAAUGGAAUUUCCUGUUUUGUUUUUAAAUGCAUGAAUGACUAUGUGUUUUGCAUUAUCAAUAUACAUGUAGUGUGCUCUUCUCCUAGAACCUGAUUAAUUAUGUUGCUUUUGCAUGCUGUUGCAGUUUUAUUGAUGCACAUGUAUACAUCUUUCUACUUGAAGUAAAAAUUUUCUGAGAGGGUUUUUGUGUCUUUGCAAAAACUCGAAAUAAUUUGUUAAGUUCUGAUAUCUGUGGUAUACGAUUCUGUUCUGAUAUAUGAUAGAAGAAUUAAGGAUAUAAGAUGGAAAUGAAAUGUGUUAUACGAAACACAACUCAUACAAAUAUUCUUGUCAUUUGAUUGGUUGAAAGGUGUUCAAUAUUUGAUCUUUUUUAUGCUGCAUGCAUAUUUUAUAUUUCAUUGCAGGCCGUGCUUUUUCCCUCAGUGUGUACCACUGAGUAUGUGUGUGUCUAUGAAUCUAUGUGCAUUUUGUAUCAAGUGUGUGUUUGCGCGCAGGAAGGAAACGCAUCAAAUUAGGGUGACUACAUGGGCACGUUAGAUCCAUAAAAUAGUGCGCGUCCCAAAAGAAAGCAAACUAUUAACUGCUUUCAUACAUGGGGACAAAUAUUUCAUUAACAUAGAAAAUGAGUCGCCGGACAUAGGCCUAUACAUAUUGUGGCAACGUCGAUUAAUCACACUUUAAUAAUGAAUACUUGACAGACAAGAAUUGCUUUCCCAAGGUGUUCUAAUAUAAUCUGAAAAUUGUGGAAAACUAUCAUGUAUUCCCAAAGGAAAUCAAUCUAUUUUAUAGAUCUGAAUAUACAUGUAUCUAGUUUAUUUAAUUACAUGUAGCAUAUAACCACGUCUUCCACUGUUCUAAGGAAAUAACAUGAUGUAUCCAUUUUAUAUUCAAAAUUAAUGAAUUGUAUAUUUUAAAUCUUAAAUUGUUUUAAUAUACAUAUACAUGUAUAAGAUCCACACCAAAUUAUAUUUCAUGGUAUUUUCAUAUGCAAAAAAAUAAUUAUUUUUUGGCAGAAAAUCUGGAAUCUUCUCAAAUAAUUUUCAAUUCUUUAAAGAUAGACACGACUCACAUUUCCAACAUUUCAUUCUUAUAAAUAAUUGUGUAUGUCCAGUCAUAUUUGAAAACUUCGAAAAAAGAAGACGAACAAGAGAUUUACUAACAGGCAGGACCAGCUUACCUCACAUCGAGAGUAAAAUAUUGAAAAUGACAGUUUUUAUUCUUUUUCUUUUCCUCCAUGAAUCAUCGUUCUGGAUUUGCAUUUUUGCUUGAAGCAAUAACUACUACUGUCUCUUUUGUAUUAGGAAUUUCUACCUUUGGCAA
Messenger RNA from Lytechinus pictus (painted urchin), 6522 nucleotides. Its product is annotated as S phase cyclin A-associated protein in the endoplasmic reticulum-like. Lineage: Eukaryota; Metazoa; Echinodermata; Echinoidea; Temnopleuroida; Toxopneustidae. The transcript is spliced from 31 exons. Bases 653 to 5044 code for a protein of 1463 amino acids. The record is from RefSeq and is a predicted model, not a curated record.